AUGGCGAUCACGGUGAACAGAAUCACGGAAGCCGACAUCGACGGCGCCAUCGACACAAUCCAGCAAGCCUUCGCUGAGGACCCCUACAACAAGUGGGUCUAUCCAGACCGCUCAAAGUUCUCGCCAACACGAAACCGCGUCUCCCUCGGUCUCCGCUGCCGCUGGGGCGUCAAGCAUGGUCUCUUCUACGUAGCCCGCGACCCUGCCGAACCGGAGAGGAUCCUCGGUACCGCUAUGUGGCUUGCUCCACAUCCCCCCUCCCAGCCUCAAUCCUGGUCCGAAUACUUCAGCAGCUGGCAGCUGUGGUUCGCGCAGAUCCGGAUGAAUCUCUGGUACGGGCGUGGAGGGCUCUCGACCGCUCGGUAUUGGAUCUGGAAGGAGCAGCAGGCCAAGGCCCAGGACGUACUGUGGACAAGCGACAAGGGAUACUACUUCUGCAACAUUGUGACGGUAUUGCCAGAGGCGCAGGGCAGGGGAGUUGGGAGGGCGCUCAUGGAGGUAGUGCUGCAGCAGGCCGACGAAGAAGGGGUCUGGUGCUACCUGGAGAGCAGUCGGGAUGUGCCAAACGUGGCCAUCUACGAGAGGUUCGGCUUCAAGCUGGUCAAGGAGAUGGAUUGUCAGGAGGGAGAGGACAAGAAUGCUAAGAUCACUCUGUAUUGCAUGAUGAGGGAGCCACAAACGCCGGCUGCAUGA
Molecule: messenger RNA, 693 nt
Organism: Mytilinidion resinicola
Lineage: Eukaryota; Fungi; Ascomycota; Dothideomycetes; Mytilinidiales; Mytilinidiaceae
Product: acetyltransferas-like protein
Exons: 2
Coding region: 1-693 (230 amino acids)
Molecular function (GO): acyltransferase activity, transferring groups other than amino-acyl groups
Source: RefSeq, a predicted model, not a curated record